AUGAUAAUUUUAAAGCUAACAGGGGCUGGAUUUGUUCGAAAUAGGCAUAGUCUGCGCGCUUUAAAAGUAUGCGGCGAAAUACUAUCCAAUGAUCAAAAUGUCGUCAAUCCUUUCUUGACUACAUUUAAAGAGAAGGUAAGACGACAAUUAAAUCUUGUGGCUAAUCAAAUAUACAACGCAGACGAAUCGGCCCUCUACUGGAAAAAGUUGCCAGAAAAAACGCUGGUUAGUUCUCAAGAGAAGUCCGCACAUGGUCGAAAAAUAAGCAAAGAACGGGUAACAUUUUUAGCUUGUUGCAAUGCAGAUGGGUCACAUAAACUGAAGAUGCUAAUGAUUGGAAAGGCAAUAAAUCCACGAGCAUUUAAAAACGCAGACAUUCCCGUAGAAUACAAAUCCCCUGCUAAUGCAUGGAUUACUACAAAGAUUUUUACAGAUUGGUUUCAUCAAUCAUUUAUACCUCAGACUAGAAGGCAUUUAAGAAGUCAUAAUUUGUCUGAAAAAGCGCUGUUAAUCAUGGUAAAUGCCUCAAGUCAUGGAACUGUAGAAGAGCUAACUAGUGAAGAUGGAAGAAUUACAACAUUAUUACUCCCACCAAAUUGUACAGCACUCAUGCAGCCUAUGGAUCAAAAUGCAAUCAGACUAAUAAAAUUAUUUUACCGAAAAAGCCUUUUAGCCCACAUUUUAUCAAAUAACGAACGUUGUUACGUUGGUAAAAACUCUUAA
Molecule: messenger RNA, 723 nt
Organism: Diorhabda sublineata
Lineage: Eukaryota; Metazoa; Arthropoda; Insecta; Coleoptera; Chrysomelidae
Product: jerky protein homolog-like
Exons: 1
Coding region: 1-723 (240 amino acids)
Cellular component (GO): nucleus
Molecular function (GO): DNA binding
Source: RefSeq, a predicted model, not a curated record